Molecule: messenger RNA, 432 nt
Organism: Racocetra persica
Lineage: Eukaryota; Fungi; Glomeromycota; Glomeromycetes; Diversisporales; Gigasporaceae
Source: the annotation of a GenBank genome assembly
AUGCUUUCCGUGGUUAAUUCUUUGCCACAUCAACUUAAUAAAAGAAAUGAUUGGUCAACAUGUUUCACCAAUGAAGGUACAUUUCCAAGACUUAAUGUAGUCACCUCACCUGAUACUCCAACCGAAGGUCAACAAGCAAAGUUCACAGUUUCUGGAAAUAUUCCACAAGAUAUCGAUGGAAAUGACCAGCUUUGGAUAAUAUUUAUCAAUGAUGAUGAUACAAAGGAUGUAACUUCCUAUAGCACACCUGCCUGUGGAGCAAAUGAUCUUCCUCAGUGCCCAAUUAAAGCUGGAACCGAUUUUUCUGUAUUUAUGGAAGUUGAUUCUGUGCCACAAUUUCCUGAUGCCUUCGAUAUUUAUGCUGUAAUUGGGAAUCCACCUGAUACCACUAAAGCGUGUGCAUAUACUGAUGAGUGGCCUGACGGUCCCUAA